This is a messenger RNA of Cyphellophora europaea CBS 101466, 957 nucleotides long. RefSeq lists its product as uncharacterized. The record is from RefSeq and is a predicted model, not a curated record. Gene Ontology annotation, molecular function: oxidoreductase activity, acting on the CH-OH group of donors, NAD or NADP as acceptor; NAD+ binding. The transcript has 2 exons. Lineage: Eukaryota; Fungi; Ascomycota; Eurotiomycetes; Chaetothyriales; Cyphellophoraceae. Gene Ontology annotation, biological process: fatty acid metabolic process. The coding region runs from base 1 to 957 and encodes 318 amino acids.
AUGUCUUCAGAUGUCCGAACCGUUGCUGUUGUUGGCUGUGGAGUCAUUGGAGCGAGCUGGGCAUCUCUCUUGCUCUCAAGGGGCUUGAAAGUCAUCAUUUCGGAUCCCGCGCCAGGAGCCAAGGAGGGUUUCGAGCGCUAUCUGCAAGAUGCAUGGCCUGCCCUGGAGGCAAACACAGCCACCGAGAGUACACUUGCGAAGAAUUUUGAGUUCAUUGAUGACUUGGCGCAGGCGUUGCCUUACGCAGACUUCGUCCAGGAGAACGGACCAGAAAAUGCAGACUUCAAGAAACAGCUCAUGGAGACGCUCGAUCAGUAUGCGAGACCUGGCGUCGUGAUCGCCUCAUCAUCCUCCGGCCUUCCCUCAUCUGGAUUCAUCCAGCAGUGCCGACGAGAUCCAGGUCGCAUACUUGUUGGUCAUCCAUUUAACCCACCGCAUCUGGUUCCUCUGGUUGAAGUCGUCCCUCAUGCGGGCACCAGCACUACCUCCGUCUCCACUGCCUUGGACUUCUACAAAUCUCUCGAGAAGAAGCCUAUCUUGCUUCGUCAUGAAGUCCCAGGCUUUGUCGCUAAUCGCCUCCAAGCCGCGAUCAACAAUGAGGCAUACAGCCUCAUUAGUCGGGGGAUCGUCUCAGCCGAAGAUCUUGAUACUGCCGUGACUUCAGGUCCCGGGCUUCGGUGGGCUCUAGCAGGGCCGAUUGUCACGAAUGCGCUUGGUGGGGGAGGAGGACCUGAUGGGUUCAUGCAACGGAUUGAACGUCUUGGGCCGUCCAUUCGGUCCUGGGAGCAGGAUAUGAUGAAGCAUCGAUUUGAUUGGAGCGAUGAGAGUCUGGCCGUGUUGAAAAAAGAAUCUUCGAAAUGGCUCGACGCCGCGGAUUGGGUCGGACUGAAAGAGAAAAGAGAUCAGGUGUUGUUGCAAUUGCUGAAAGCCAAGGCGGAAACCUCGUCGAUCAGAUAG